Messenger RNA from Styela clava, 5999 nucleotides. RefSeq lists its product as uncharacterized. The record is from RefSeq and is a predicted model, not a curated record. Gene Ontology annotation, cellular component: centriole. Gene Ontology annotation, biological process: negative regulation of centriole elongation; centrosome duplication; centriole replication. Lineage: Eukaryota; Metazoa; Chordata; Ascidiacea; Stolidobranchia; Styelidae.
AUGUAGUUUAUCUUGAUAAUAUGGUUUCCUAUCAACAAACUGCUUCAGUCAGGUCCGACAUGGCGACUGAAGUUGGACAAAAAAUGGAGGAUGGUAUGGAUGUAGUAUCUGAGUACAACUUGGCUGACAAUAUGGAUAAUUCAAAAUUUGGAAAAAAUAUGUCCAAUGAUAACAAAGUUGGACAAAACAUGGAGGAUGAAAUGGAUAAAUUACUGGAAGAAUUUUUGAUGCCUCCUCCUGAGACGACGCCCCGUAGUUUUGUUCUGAGGAAUAGUUUGGAAUCACUCAGGGAUGCAAGCAGCACCAGUCUUGAUAGGAGCGGUAAUUCAUCAUCAACGACGGGAAGCUGGAAUUCGUCUUGUAGUUGCCACUCGAUGUCAUCUCUGAGUCAAUCAAAGUCGGCCUUCGUUUUUCACAAGCAAGCGAUUUUGCCUCCUUUGCUGUGUUCCUCAUCGCGGACUGAGAUGAAAGUUUAUAAAAUGAAAGCAGUAGAGCGUGAACAACGACGCAAAGAGAAAGAAAAACAACGUUUGAUAUCGAGAGUCGAAGCAAUUCUGUCAAGUGUUGAGGUCAGUCCAAUGAAAAAUAAGAAGCCUCUUAUCCAAUUACCAAUCAAGGAAUCACAUACCAUCUCAGUACAACCCAUCGAAAUCCCACAGGAUCACUGCAAACAGUUGGAUAAUGCUACCGAUACUAAUAGUAACAGAGAUCUUCAAAAUGUGAGUGAUGUCAUCAGUAGUAGUCAUGACAAACAAUGCAGUGAUGAUGAAACAAUGCAAAGUGAAGAUGACAUCACACACAAACAAAACCUUUCAUAUUGUGACAUCACUGAACAAAAUAAAAGUCAUGAAAAUAACAUUACUAAUCACCAUAACUACAAUGAUACAGAAGAUUCAGAAAAUACCAGCGAUCACCAUAGCGACAGUGAUGAUGUAGCUAGUUCCGAUGACAAUGCAGCAUAUCGUUCCAGCCUACGAAAUUUACUGCAGAAAUCCAUGAAUCUCAGUCAGAGUGGAAUAGUAAAUUCUCCUUCCCAAAGUAAGAGGGAUGAAGUGGAAAAUAUUGAGCAAGAAUCAGCAACAUCUACCAAAUCCAGCUCAGAAAGUGACGCUGACAUCACUGAGAAUACAGUCGUAGAAAUGAAGACAAAAGAAGACAAAAUUUUGAGCCGAAAUGAGCAAAAUGACAAAAAUACCCCCGAUUUUGCCUCGAAUGUACGUAAAACCGAAGAGGCAACCCAAAACAACUCAAAUUUUGUCCCAGAAUCUGAAAAUUUGAGUCAAGAAGACAUCUUGGUUGAGUCCAUUGUUCAAACAGCUUUGAUAGGUGCAAAAAAUCAAUUAGACAAUGAGAAUUCUAUGAAACCAUUAUCACCAAACAAUGAUAUUUGUGAUGUUGACAAUGAUAGUAUAUUAUUUCUCAACAAUCAACUUAAUGACCUCAUAAAACAAAAUAAAAAAAUCAUCCCCAGAGUUGAAAAAACAGACAAUUCACUUCCCAAAGAUAUUAGCGAUGAAAUUUCAUCAUGGGAAACCCCCAAAAUCACAAAAAUUUCUGAAAAACCCGAAAUCAGUCCUCUGAGUGUGACUGAUUCACAAUUUUUCGAACUGCACAAUCAAAGUACGUCAACAAAAGUAAAUUAUCCACUAGAUGGAGUUAGAGAGCAAAUUUCAGAUGGGGGUUCAGAAACUCCGAACUAUUCUAACAAAAUUAAAAUCGAUUCCUCCCCAAUUUUGCCAAACGAGACUGAAAUUACCAAUCAUAAUGAAAUCGUUGAGUUACAAGGUGAAUUUUGUUACAAAUCUACAAUCAUUGAAGCAUGUCCAGUUGCUGAGGAAACGAUCAGUGAAGCGCAACAUAAUUGUGAUGAUGAUGUCACAAUUACAGAUGGCCUCACAGUUUUAAAACCUGUGAUGUCAGAUACUGUUAGUGAUGUCACAAUGACUAUAGAUGAUGAAACAAUGAAGGAAAAUUGUGAUCCAACAAUGGAGACUGGUUCUCUCAUUUCGAUUAAAAGAAGUCUCUCCUUCACGCUCGACCAGCCAUCGCCUGAAUUCGAGUCUGCGGUUAUUGAAGCAGUUAGUCAGCAUUUUCAUGGAAAUAAAGAUGAAGAAAUGAUGAAUAAGCAUUCCCUUGAUGCUGUGGGGCCUGUUCUUGAGAUCGACAGCAACGCACCCUUGGAUGAAAUAGCUGUAGCUAAAAGGAAAAUGAUGCUCCAACAACGCGUCAGGCGAGGAUCUUACACACUAGAGGAGCCAUCACCUUACUUGGUUAAGAAUAAAGAGAAUCUGAUGAUCGCACCAGAUAAUUUUGAUAACGAUUUCUGCUCCGAGACGAUGACAACAAGUACAGGAGACGUAAAGAGGAAGUUGGAUCUUCCUUCUGAUUCUGAGGAAAGUUCAAUCAGUGUCAAAGGGCAAAGGUCAAAAGUCAUGAAAGGAAAUGUCAGCAAAGCAGAACUCCAUGUCGCCAACUUGUGUCGAGUUCUCCAAGACCAACACAAACAACAAAUGAACGAAAUGAAACGGAAACAUCAGGAGCAAUUGAUGAACAUACAGAAGGAGAUUAUACAAAAACCUAAGGAUAUGUCUCUACCGCUAGAAGGUGUCGUGAGCAAACCAUACCAACCACACGAUGUCACUGUAUCACCAAGUCUAGCUUCAACGGAAUACAAAGAAAUAAGGCUCCAACCUAGAUCAAAUAUUGAAGUCCAGACACCUUAUGAACCUCAUGCCACAUCAGCUGCUGGGGAAUACCCCACUCAAUAUUAUUCUGAAGAUCCCAGUGUUGUUUCGGAAAGAUUCAAUCAUUAUGAUGCCAUAGAAUACCAGAAUGAUGCUAACUUCACAAGAUUUUCAGAAGUACAGGUGACACCAACUCUCCAUGAUAAAUUCUGCAAGUUGUCAGCCUUAUGUAAAGGACAUUUAACUCGACAAUUACUCGGAUCGAACAAAGUGCAAGAAAUAUUGCAAAUCAUAAGGGAUACGAGCAGACUGAUUCUCUCACUCAGAAUGGAAGAAAGCAAUGAAAAGAAGGAAAGUACUGAAAGUGAAGGGAAGACUGAAAAUGGCAUGAACCCUGUCAGAGAUGAAUAUCUGGAAAACAGACUAUAUAACCAGCUACGUUCAGCUAUUUAUCAGCUACAUAACAUAUUUUUCAACGUUUCUACGAAGGAGAGAAUGUACAUCAUUGCACAGUCAUGUCUUCUCGCAAGAUCUGCUGAAAAGAAAAAUCACAAGCCCAACCAGUUAUCGAUUGCUACGCAGAAAUCUCUAGAAAGGAAAAGAUUGCUCAGUUCGAAUUCUGAUGGCUCAUCCCAUCCUGUUGCCAACCAUGUAAAGACUCAUCAUAAAGAAAUUAAAAGCAAAAUUUCUCAUAUUUGGAAAACAGAGCCUGUGAAACUACCUGAGAAGAAGUCUACUAUAAUGCCCAAAGUUACAUCACAAAGCAAGAAUCAGAAACCAAUUGUGACUUCACAAAAUAAGGCAAAAUCUCAUGUGACAACACAAGCUAAACCUGUGAAACAAGGUAAGAAAGUGUCAUCUCCAACCUCCAGUGGGACAGCAGAAUCAAAGUCCAAAUCCCCUGUUGCAUCACAAUCAAGAUCUAUGACAUCACAACAAGGAAGAAAACCUACUACAUCAAUGUCAAGUAUCACAUCACAAUCAAAACCCAAAUCUUCUGUUAAGUCGCCAACCAAAAAAGUGAUGUCACAAACAACCAAUGUGACAUCACAGACAAACACAAGAGUGACAUCACAAAGACUUAACAAUACACAAAACAAUAACAAAGUGAUGUCACAAAACAACAAACCAAUGUCUAGGAAAACAGUUCAAAACAGAAAACCAGUUCCGCUCUCUAGCAGAGGAAAUUUAAGAGGACAUGUGUGAAACCACCGGGAAAAAAAUUUGCGUAAAUUUAUACAUGCGUGUUGGUUAUUUUAUUGGAACGGAAAUUGCUGUUUUGACUCUUCAACCUUACCUUACAUGAGAGAGUUAAAAUUCAGCUCAAUUCAGCAAUUUUUGUUUAUUUAAAAUUACACAAUACUUGAUAUUUUUCAUGGUUUCGGUAUUAUAUCGUAGCAUAUUAUGUAGAAAUGUUAUAUAUUCUUGUAGUUUGCAGUUCCUUUUAUGUUGCGUUUUUACUCAGUACAAGAGCCACUGACAUUUACAGAAUAUUUUGCCUUUUUAUGGGAGAUCUUUCCGAUUCUUUGCCUUCACCAAGGCUGGGGGGUUUCCAAACUGGGGGUAGCGCAAUGAAUUUUAUGGGUCGCAAAGUGUACACCAAUUUCACACAAACUACUACAUGUGUUGUAUUUUUUUAGACUUUUCAUUCGAAACACAAUAAAUAAAACUACUGCAAAACCUAAAUCUCACGAUUUCAAGAGAAUAUAUAGGAUUAGAGCAGCGGCGCGCUUGCAUAUUUCGAACUGUUCAGCAUUUCAAACAUGAAUGGGGGUAACAGUGUUAACAUAUUGGAAGGGACCACGAGCUUAUAAGUUCUGGAAGCCCUGCUCUGCACAAUUCAUUACACUUGUGGGAGUUGGGGAGCGUGGAAUUUGAACCCAAGAUUCGUAACAUGAGUUGCCAACAUGGUUCAUUCAAAAACGCCGCACACUUGGCCUCUUUAUGUUUGUAUUAUUAUUGUGUUGUUUAUAUAAAGUAGCAUAGUAUAGUAGAGAUGUUAUAUAUAUUUUUGUAGUUCAUUCAUUCUGUUGUGUUAUUUUUUUUCUUCAUUAAUUCUGUGACAUUUUAUCCAGAAGUUCGAAUCGUAAAUUUCAGUUUCUCACAGUAAAUAUUCUUACUACGUCCAAAUGGUGCUUUCAAAUAACCUCAGAAAGAGAUAAAUUUGAAUUUAAAAACCUACUUUGAACAUUCAACUUGCCUAUGCGUCAAAUCAUAAAAACAAUCCAAAUUCAUCACAUAGUCAUUACUUUUUCAUGAUUUUGAUCGUAUUUAUUUAAGAGGAGCAUAAAGACGAUAAGAUACCGUGUUUUCCCGAUUCCUUUGGAAAAAAAACACUAGGGCUUUAUUUUGGAGAUGCAUUUUAUUAUAAUUUAUCAAAAACAAAUUACAAAGGUGUGCAUUGUGAGUUUUUCAAAUAUACAAAAUUUGAAAACCGAUAUCCAUUUACUUAUAAAUAACACGUUUUAUUUAAAAUAACUGCUAAACAUAGAUUAUUAAUCAUUUGAAACGUGUAGGAGAAAUAUCUUGUUAUAAACAAGUCAAAAAGUUCCAUGUUAUCAAAUAAGUCUUAAGAGCUAUAUUAAAAUUAUUUUUAAAAUUCAGGCUAGGUCUUAUUUUCUUAAUCAUAGGGUAACUUAUCCAAUUACCUGUCCACUCCUGCGUCGCCCACUCAAUAUAUUAUUACAAAAUGAUGAUUCCUGAUGCUUAGUAGUCUUUGCUUGCCAAAAAAUAGUUCAAAUCAUAUCGAUCAAUACUCGUUGAAACAUUACCAAUCAUUGAUGUACAUUUUAUAUUUUUAACAUUUCCCUCAGAACUAGGUCUUAGGCCGGCAGAAAUGAAAUAUAGCUCCAACAUAUUUAUUUAAUCAUAUGGGUUGUGGAUUCUUGGAUCGUUCACACCCGCACCUAAUUCUUUAUUUGGAUCAUUAGCCCCACUUUUAAGUUUCCUUUUAUAAAAUAACUUUUAUAGUUUUGAAUAUAUAUAUGAAAAGAACUGCAACACCAUAAUAAACAAUCUUGACUUGCUUAUAACCAUUAGCUGGCCGAGGAAGUGCGUGUUUGAGGAUGCCGAAAUAUAAUUUCAUGAAAGACCUGACCCCAAUAAUUUUGAAAAUUUUGUAUGUGAUCUUUGGUAAAAUAGUUGAGUAGCCCUGAUAUAGACUACUUUAUAUAUACUCGUAUAUGUGGACCGAAAUUAUUCCUUGAAUUCAGCAAAAGAAGCAGUUUUUUGUGUGUGUUUUGUAGUUUAUCAUUGUGCAGUUUGAAUGAAUGAAUAUACUGUUCCGUUUUGUAAUAAAGCUUUGUUUUCUUACCA